Molecule: messenger RNA, 2762 nt
Organism: Hypoxylon fragiforme
Lineage: Eukaryota; Fungi; Ascomycota; Sordariomycetes; Xylariales; Hypoxylaceae
Product: long-chain fatty alcohol dehydrogenase
Exons: 7
Coding region: 252-2546 (764 amino acids)
Molecular function (GO): flavin adenine dinucleotide binding; long-chain-alcohol oxidase activity
Source: RefSeq, a predicted model, not a curated record
UAACCAAGGUAUCUGUUUACAUACCCCGCGAUUGUAACCAGUUUACCAGCCUCCAACUGCCAAACUAAACAAUAAUAGAUGUUCCCAAGAAAUCGGCAAUUCGAUGGCAAUUCAAGCCGUGGUAACUAGCCAUACCCAUUUAUCUCGAGCCAGUUAUCCACUCAGUCCACUCCCAUUUAUAACCUCAAGUGAUUCAUUUCUUGUAUAUAAUCAAUCCAUCAUUAGACGAAUCAAUCUUUAGAAUAGACGUGAUGGGUGUUACUCACCAUCUCAGCGCUCCUAUACCUCUUCAGCUUCCCGAAUUAGGGCCUGACACAUAUUUCACCCAGACACAAUGGAAAACCCUCUUCGCUCUCAUAGACGCCGUGAUCCCCUCCAUUGUAGCCGAGUCAGCGGUAACAGACCGGAAAGCUCAGCUAAAAAUACCCGAGUCCCAGUAUGCAGAAACGUAUGAACAAUUUAAGAAGUCUAUGAUAUCUCCGCCAUCUUAUGAUCAAUUUCAAGAGUACCUUAAAGCAAGCCCGCUAGACAACCCACGGUUUAUAGAACAGCUCAAACGUACCUUUCAGGGCAUCCCGGCCGGUAGUCAGAAGCAGUUAGCUGGCAUGCUGGAUCUGUUAGAAACUCGUAUCGGGGCUUUGGUAGCCACGGGAUAUUGUACCCCCAUACACGAACAACCUGUUCAUGUCCGGGAAGGGAUCAUUAAGUCAUGGAAUGCAUCAUGGGUCACCCUUUGGCCAACCGUUGCAAAAUCCAUCAUGAAGAUGACUAAACUUCUAUUUGCUCAGACCAGUCCUUUGCUACUUGAGCUUAAUGGCUAUUCAGGUAUCACCGAAGACUACCGGCCGAGCGAGGCAUUUGACUUCAAUUUCAUGCAAUUUGAGGCUGGGUCCGAGGUAGAGACGAUUGACACUGACGUUGUGAUUGUUGGCUCUGGCUGCGGAGGGGCUGUAUGCGCCAAGGUGCUCUCCGAAGCUGGACAUAAAGUCAUCGUCGUUGACAAGGGCUACUACUUUCCCCCAUCUCAGCUGCCAAUGACUUUCGAGGCGGCCGGUGAAUAUCUCUACGAAGCAAAGGGCGCCUUACAGAACGCGAGUGGGACUAUGCCAAUCCUUGCGGGAAGCUGUUGGGGAGGAGGCGGAACCGUCAACUGGAGUGCCAGUCUCCAACCUCAGGGGUUCGUACGGCAAGAGUGGGCGGAAGAGGGGCUUGGCUUCUUCCUCACCCAAGAAUUCCAACACUGUCUAGACCGUGUGUCCGACUUUAUGGGUGUCAGCGAUGCUCAUAUUCGCCACAAUCAUAGGGCAAAUGUCCUUCUUAACGGGGCAAAGAAACUUGGUUGGACCGCGAAACCGGCUCCUCAGAACACUGGAGGCACUGAACAUCAUUGUGGAAGCUGUGGCUCGGGAUGCAGCUCCUCUGGGAAGAAGGGCCCCAAUGUGACCUGGCUUCCAGCUGCUAGCGAGGCAGGCGCAAAGUUCAUUGAGGGAUUCUAUGCUUCCGAAAUACUCUUCGAUGAUACCCAAAAAAGAACAAAACGAGCCGUGGGUAUUUUGGGGACAUGGACGGCACGGGAUAAAGACGGAAAUCUUCACACACCCGAGUCUGAGAGAACAAAGAGACAAGUCCGAAUUAGAGCGAAGAAAGUGAUAGUAGCAUGCGGGACACUCCAUAGUCCAUUGUUAUUGAUGAGGAGCGGACUGAAAAACCGUCAUAUUGGCAAGAAUCUCCAUCUACACCCUGUCGCUCAUGUCAACGCCACCUUUGACCAAGAAACCAAGGGCUGGGAAGGGGCCAUCUUGACGAGUGUCUGCACUAGUUUUGAAAAUCUGGACGGCAAGGGGCACGGCGUCAAAGUCGAGCCAGGUGGCAUGACUCCCUACUUGUUGUUGUACGAUCACCCGUGGCGGAACGCAUUGCAGUGGAAGCUAGACGCACUAAAGUGUAGGCAAAUGGGAACCUGGAUCUCCUUAGCCCGCGACCGUGACACGGGCCGCGUGUACGCCGGCCCGGACGGCCGUCCCGUCAUAGACUAUACGCCAUCAGCCUUUGACCGCAAGCACAUACUCGCUGGCAUCGUCGCCACCGCCAAGCUAUGCUAUAUCGAGGGCGCGACCGAGAUAUGGCCAUUAAUCCAAAACGUGCCCUCGUUCGUGCGCCCCGCCAAGCCAGAACCCUCCACCCCCGAGACGGAGGUGGAGGGGCACGACUUCGACCAAGGCAUCAACGACCCAGCCUUCGCGGCCUGGAUCCGGACUCUCGAGAACACCAACUUCGACUCUCCCAACGUCGGCUUCUCGUCCGCGCACCAGAUGGGCACGUGUAAGAUGGGCGCGAGCCCGGACAAGGGCGUCGUGGACCCUAAUGGCAGGGCCUGGGAGGCGCAGAACCUGUACGUCGCGGACGCGAGCGUGUUCCCGUCCGCCAGCGGCGUCAACCCCAUGAUCACAAACAUGGGCAUCGCCGAUUGGAUCGCCAGGGGCAUCUCCCGGGACCUCAAGAAGGAAGACUCGGCCGUGCUGAAGAAUGUACUGUAUGAGGAAUGAUGGGGUGUGGUGACGCAGGUGUAAGCUGUAGGUGCCCACGCAUGUUUAUAUUAGUAUUCUAGUUUGGGCGUUGAGGAACGUUGUGGAUAUUUUUAGCUUAGGUAGUUAUUUCGUUGACGCGCUCGUCACUUAUUUCUCAUGCAAAUAGGCACAUACAAAUAUUAGGUGCAUAUCUACCUACCUACCUACCCAUUUCUCUUCCCACUAUGUACAAAG